GAGCUCUUCCGCUCCAUUCUUUUCUCAGUACGCUUUGUUUGUAAACUUGUCUUCUUUGUUUCCCAAGGAAGAAGGAAGCAUCAAACAGCUAGAAAUCAUGAUUGGGAGGUUCGCGCUGACAGCCUUUGGAUGGCUCGCGGAGAGCAUCGUGAGUGCCUUGGUCGGGAAGGCCGUCAAUCACGCUGUUCAACAGUUCGGUGAGCAGCAUGGAGUUGAAGAUGACCUCAAGAAGCUGAAGGAUUCUCUCGCCAACGCCAGGCUGAAAAUCAGCACCAUCGAGAACUUGUGGCUGAAAGAUGAGUUCCUGCAGCAGAGAGUGAAGGACUUGCUGAUAGACCUCAAGAAUGCUGCUUAUGAUGCUGAUGACUUACUGGAUGAAUUCCAAUACAGAAUUCUGAAGCAGCAGAUCGAGCAGCAAGGAGAUGAGGCUGGUAAACGAGCCUCGUCUUCCUCCUACUCUGCUCCCCCUCCAAGCAAAAGGACAAAAACUUCAAUUGCAAGUUAUACCAGUGACCUUUUCAGAAAAGGAGAUGAUGAUGAUGAUGAUAAUGUGCAGAAAAUCAGGAAAAUAAAGGGGAGUUUAGAUGACUACUCAGCUGCUCUCGAGGAAAUUUACAGUUCGCUAGGCGCAGAAGAUGAUAGAGGAAAUAAACAAUUAGUGUCCCCGGCGAGCCGGCAAACGAGCUCCUUUUCGACUGAACCUCAAUUGUUUGGCAGAGACAAAGAGCUGCAAGAACUCAAGGAUUUGUUGUUCAAACCAGCAGUUGCAUCUGAAUUUGGCCAAAGUGGAGUUUCUGUUUUAUCUAUUUAUGGUAUGGGAGGGAUUGGGAAGACCACUCUGGCUCAGGAAGUCUUCAAUCACAGCAGCGUGAAAAAAUACUUUAAGCUCAGAAUUUGGGUUUGUGUUUCUGAAAAUUUCUGCACAGAUAGGCUGACCAGAGAGAUUAUAGAGUGUGCAACCACGGAGAAGUGUGAUCUCACGAAUUUAGAUACUCUUCAAAAGAUUGUCAAUGAGAAGAUCACGCCAGAGAGAUUUCUUCUUGUAUUGGACGAUGUGUGGAACGAGGACAGGCACAAAUGGGAGAGCCUCUGUGCACCAUUGAGGUCUGGAAAGCCCGGUAGCAAGAUAUUGGUAACAACUCGCUCUAGGAAGAUUGCUAAAAUGGUUGGUGAUGUGGAUGUCAUUCAUCUGCAAGGUCUGGAUGAGGAGAGCUUCUGGGAAUUUUUCAAGAAAUGUGCAUUUGGUUGUUCAAAUAGUGGAUUUCAUCAUCCUCAUAUGGAAGCCAUGGCGAAGAAGAUGACUUGCAAGCUCAAGGGAUUGCCGCUUGCAGCAAAGACUCUAGGAGGGUUGUUGAGCAUGAAAUUGGAUGAGCAAUACUGGGAAAGCAUUUUAGAUAGUGAAAUAUGGCAGCUUCCCCAAGAAGAAAAUGGGAUUAUGCCAGUGCUACAACUGAGCUAUCAACAUCUCCCUCCUCAUCUUAAGCAAUGCUUUGCAUUUUGCUCCUUGUUUCCUAAAGAUUAUAGGUUUUAUGAAUCUGACUUGAUCGGUAUUUGGAUAGCAGAAGGAUUUAUAGUGACUCAAGGAAGUACCAGAAUGGAGGAGCUAGGGAGCAACUACUUUCAUGAGUUAGUUAACAGGUCAUUCAUUCAAGAGUCAAAGAGUGGAGGAUUUAUAAUGCAUGACCUCAUACAUGAUCUUGCAGAACUCAUAUCUGUGGGUGAAUCUUAUAGGAUUGAAAAAGGCAAGUUCCAUGACAUUCCUAGUACCAUUCGUCAUCUUUCAAUAUACACAAAUGAAGAAGGUAUUGAGACCAGACUUUUAACAGAAUUCUCUCAUUGCGAUAAAUUACGGACGAUGAUGUUGAUAGUAGAAAAAUUCUCUUGGAAGAACUUUAAUUUUGAUUGUGGUGUUUUGGAAAAAUUAAAAAAUAUUCAUGUGCUUGUCUUGAAGAAUUGUUCUUUGAAAGAACUACCUGAUAGUAUUGACAAGUUAAUACAUCUCCGCUAUCUUGACUUAUCUCAAAAUGAUUUUCGAAGGUUGCCUGAGUCAUUAUGCGACUUGUACAAUCUGCAGACAUUGAAAUUAGAUUGUUGUUCUAACUUAGAAGGUCUCCCACAUGGCAUGACGAAAUUGAUCAACUUGCGGAACAUUUAUGCAGUAGUAAACUUUAUUCACAAGAUAGCAGAGAUCGGAAAGCUUACUUCUCUUCAAAAUUUGUAUGCUUUCAAAGUGACAAAGGAUAAUGGACACAAACUUGUUGAAUUAAAAGGUUUGAACCAACUCCGGGGGUUUCUAUGCAUAACAAAUCUUGAGAAUGUGGAGAACAAGGAUGAAGCAAAUAUUGCUAGUUUGAAGAGUAAAGAACACCUCGAUGAGUUGGUGCUAGAAUGGACAUCUCUGCAAGAAUCUGAUUCAGACGUUAAUUUGCACAUGUCAGAGCAUGUGCUUGAAGGUCUCCAGCCGCAUCACAACCUACAAAGUCUGAUAAUCAGAGGAUAUAAUGGAGCUAGACCUCCCAAUUGGCUACACGAACAAGUAUAUUCUAGAUUGAAAGCUCUCAAACUUGAAAAUUGUAAAAGGUGGAACGAUCUAUCAGCUAUUGGGCAACUAUCACAAUUAAAGCACCUCUUCCUUGUGAGAAUUUCAGUCCAGACCAAAAAUAUACACAAAUUGUUCGAUCCAAAAGUAUGCCAGUUCUUCUCCCAACUAGAAAAGUUGGUACUAGAGGGUAUUACCAUGUUGGAGGAUCUCCCAAAUCUUGGACAACUUCCAUGUCUGACAUCUAUUUGCAUUGAGAAUUUGCCGGGAGUGAAGAUGAUAGGUGAGAAAUUCUUUGCCACGACAGAAGAAGGCAGUUGCUUUCCUAGACUAUGUACUCUCCGUUUCAUAGAAAUGCCGGCAUGGGAAGUGUUCUACGGCUCCGAUGAUAGAAAUCUAUUUCCUUGCUUGGAGGAUCUUUAUAUUUCAAAUUGUCAAAAGCUGAAGAUGUUACCUCCCCUUCCUCCUUCAAUACAAUGCGUAAAAUUAAAUAAUGUUGGGCUGGUAGAUUGUCCAAGAUACUGGAAAGCAAUUGAUGAAUGUAGCAGUACAACUAAUUCUGUAUCUCUGAAGGAUUUGGCCAUUUGGAAUUGUCCAAAUUUGACAAGUCUAGAACGAGGGUUACUACCACACCAUCUUCUGCAGAUUCAUAUAAAAAAAUGUGAACAAUUGUUGUGGGUGCCAGUCAAAAGGUUGAAAGAACUCGCCUCUUUAAGGUCAUUGUCAAUAAAAAAGUGCCCGAAGCUCAUGAGCAUGACACCAGAUAAGUACAUUGAUUUCCAACUCCCGCCAUCAAUUACAUACCUACGUUUAUCUGAUUGUGGAAAUCUUUCCAAAUCACUGCCUGACUUGCUGCAUAACCUAUUGACUCCCUUGUUGAUAAGCAAAUGUCCCAAUCCAGUUUCUUUGCCACUAGAACCAUGGCUUAGAGUGAUUGAUCUAGAAAUCGAGAAAACAACAAACAACCUCCAGUUCUUGAGGAUUAAAGGAUGCCCUAACCUUCUACUUGAACUAACAGAUAACUUGGCAGGGUUGGAGUUAGAGAUUAAUGACACAGCGUUAAUGAAACAACCACUAAUCAAAAAAUUACUAUCAUCUGUCGGUAAACUUAUAAUCUCAUCCUCUUGUGAAGCGGUGAUGUUCGAGGGGGAAGAUCAGGAGUCAUUGCAAAGCUUGACAUCGCUCCAGACAUUAUGUUUCUCUGAUUGCGAGAAUCUACAAUCCCUGCCAACAAAGUUGUACACCCUUACGUCCCUCGAGAAUUUGUGGAUUUCUAAUUGCCCACAAAUUCAGUCUCUGCCUGAGUGGUUACCGCCUUCCCUCGAAGAUCUAGAAUUUGAAGAUUGUGAUCUGGCACUGGAGCAAAGACACUUGGCGGAAAUUAAGAAGUUCCGGCUUAUUCCGUUAUCAUUAAGAGAGGAGGAGGAGGACGACGACGAGGACAAGGAGGAGGAGGAGGAGGAGGAGGAGGAGGUCGAGGACGAGGAGGAGGAGGCGGGGGUGGAUGCGAUCUAGAAGAACAUUGCAGGACGAUAGGAUGUCGAGGUGCAAGGGGCGUGGAAGCAGAAAGGUCCCAAAGGGUCGACACUGACGGAGAACGUUGGGGUUGCCGAUUGAAAAGGAGAUGAAAGCUACGGGCUGAACCAACAACGUGGUUGCUUGUCCGCCUUGGCUCUUAGAUCCUCCGAUUUGAACUAGCAGAACCAUUUGAGGCGGCGACGAAAUCGUUGACAAUAAUAGAAUCAACGAGGCCAUGUGGCCGGGAAGAGAGAUGAAACAGAAAUUGUCAUCUGAAAAUUUGCUAUUCUCUAAACGCUGGUAAUGGUCAGCCUCACUCAAACAGUAGCUAUUUAGUUGAAAGAUUGGAAAGUGCUAACGGAGUACC
This is a messenger RNA of Zingiber officinale, 4424 nucleotides long. Its product is annotated as putative disease resistance protein RGA1. Gene Ontology annotation, molecular function: protein binding; ADP binding. Gene Ontology annotation, biological process: defense response to other organism. The record is from RefSeq and is a predicted model, not a curated record. Bases 98 to 4054 code for a protein of 1318 amino acids. NCBI's taxonomy places the organism in Eukaryota, Viridiplantae, Streptophyta, Magnoliopsida, Zingiberales, Zingiberaceae. The transcript is spliced from 2 exons.